This is a messenger RNA of Daphnia pulicaria, 2684 nucleotides long. RefSeq lists its product as uncharacterized. The record is from RefSeq and is a predicted model, not a curated record. Bases 1719 to 2525 code for a protein of 268 amino acids. NCBI's taxonomy places the organism in Eukaryota, Metazoa, Arthropoda, Branchiopoda, Diplostraca, Daphniidae. The transcript is spliced from 4 exons.
ACUAUUUUUUUAGUCUCAUUCUUUCUACGUGACUAGUUCACACGCCACGCCCAGCGUAAACUAAUUUCACAAAAGGUUUGGGGAAAUACCAGGAAAACGGCCUGAAGAAAUUCCGACUAGUCUCCUCCAAAUCGCGUUAGACUUCUCCGGGCGUUCAUUCAGAGUAGGCCAUUGCCAUGCUGGCAAUGAGAGAAGUAGCUAUUACCGAUAAUCAGUUCGUAAAAAGGUUUUCAAAACUGUGAUGGAUAUUAUUCUUCUUUAAUGAAAAUCAAUAUUGGCGAAUAAUUUUUUUAAAAUAUUCUCGUUGCUUUUUUCUUGACGAUCGAACAGAUUUAAUUCAGGCCAGACAAUUGAGCUUAAAUUUUCCAUAUUAGCCGAAGGGUAGGGAUUUCAGGUACCGGAUUUUUCCAUUACAUUAUACCCAUAUAUAAAUAAUUAUACCCACAGUAUACAUUGAGCUUAAAUUGCCCGUGGGAUAGGAAUUAAAGGUACAGUUUCUUCUGGUAUCAUUAGUGAUGCCACCACCCCAGCCAGUGCUCUCAUUUCUAAGCGAAAUGUUAUUUCAAAACUGCAUCGGUGGCUAAAUAGAAUGCGUACGAACAGCAUCCUCGAGCUAAUGUCAAGGACGUUGUGUUUACUUGUUUGUUACACAUGGUGAAAGCAAAUGGGGCUACCUACAACCAAGUAUCAUUGUUAUAGUGUCAGCAUUUUUUCAGCUCCACCCGGAAGAUUUUUCUAACGGAAUUGACUGUCCACUAAUUAUAAACAGCUUCCCGGAGCCAGAGCUAUGUUUGCUUACGGUAUAAAUAUUAGUAGAAGAAUGAUGUUCGUCUGCUGAUCCCAAUUUCACAUUCUGAAUUUCUUGAUUGAUUAUUUAUUUGUACCCUUCUACCCUUUAGUUUUUAGAAAAUUGUCUUAACAUUUUAUUCAAUAAUUCAACAGAAUGUGUGACCCUUGCAACAGGUUUUGCAAAAUCCUAAACACUUCCCACCACUACAUUAACACAUAGAGAAAUUUCUAUGGAAAGCCUUUUUAAAUGAAAGAUUAGAUCUUAUUAUUAUUAUUCUUUUUGCAUAAUUUCGUGCGUUUUUUCUAGAUUGGGAAAUCCAGGAAGUUAAAUUAUUCCGUACCUGGUUGCCUUGAACUCUCAUCUACAGGGGGCUCUAUAAUAUAAAUUAACAACAGGUUUGAUACAUAGGGAGAAUUUAAUUGAAGGCUGACAGUUAAUUACACCUGUUCAUAAUUUUGGCGGGCUAGAGUGCGAACUGCGAAGUUCCUGCUGUGCACUAAAAAAUAGCAAACCGGUUUCAGAUUGCCUUAUGGUGUGAUUCAAUUGAAAUUUUAGUCUAUGAAAUCUUGGGGAUAUGCCUUCAGUGAACCUAAUUUUUACAAAAAGAAAAUCCCGUUUUUCGGUGAUUUUUAUCAUUUGAUUCAGACGCCUUGACUGACGUGGUUCAUUUCCAAAUUGGGUUCCUUCACGGAAUUUUUUAUUCCGCAUGAAAAUUUCCGUGGUCCUUCUGCAAUAACUGGCAGCUCAUCCUUCUCUGUCGCCAAGAAUUUUGUUUAGUGGGAUUUUCCCCAACCUGAGAGGUCUAGUAGGAGUCUAUCUUUGCAACAGUUUUUAGUCUCUGUUGUCGAGUCGAACCAAAAGGAUACGCCCUUGUAUUCUGCAAAAUUCUAGUGUCUAUAUCUCAGUCUAGUUCGAGUGGUGGAUAGAGAUGCAAGUGUUUUGUGUAUUAGUUAUUCUGACAUCUUUUACUGUAAUUAGUCUGGCGAUUGCCGAUGAAGGAUCGAAUGAUACCCAAUCACAAAAAUCUGUUUCCUUCAUAAUUGGAGCAUUCAACCGGGAAUUAAAUGUUGCGGGGAGGACCUCUCGUCAACUGGAUGUCACUACAACGAUAACACUAAGUACUACUGUUAGUGUCGCCUGUGCCAAGAUUGUCAAUGUCACGGGAUCUUGUCGGCGACGCAGAGGUCAUUGGGAGGAAGACCCGAUUGUCCUUACCUUCGACGAUGAAACUGAAAAAUUGACUGAAAGUUUGUUCACUCCCUUGUACAGCAUCGAGACAACUGAACUGCCACAGAUGACCGUGAACGGCCGUCCUAGUAGGUCUGUGCUGAGUGAUCGUGACACGACUGUCGACGAUGGUCGACUCGCUUCUUCCAUGCGUUCAGUGCAUAAUCCUUAUGUACCAUCACAGCCCAGAAUCUAUUUCCAACAAUUAUUUAAUUUCAUUGGAAAAAUAUUCUCAGCAAUUCUUCCGAAUCAAAGACCUCCGUCAACCACUAGUACCCAAUCAAUCCCAAGUACCAGUAGCACACCAACAACUGCACCAACAACAAGCACGGACAUUUUUACGCCGUUCGACCCCAUUGGUCAAAUUGAUUUGAUCGUUCCAGAGAUUUUCAUUUCUACCGUGGAGUACUGGACUACCAUAACGUCAACCAACACGUUCUUCAUCCAGCAGUGCACACCUUCUCCAUUCUUGUUUUUGGAAUGCUCCCCUUCUCGCAGGUACAGUUAAGCACCAGUCCCCUAGAAUCACUUAGUCGAUUAAGUCAGGGGUAAUUAUUUUGAGCUAACGUUUGUGAUGAAAUUGAACCUUAUUAUUAUUUAUGUCUGAUAUUUAUUUCGCAUCAUUUUACGAUAACUUUCUUUGUUAUUUGAACUAUUUAUUUAUUCA